AUGCCCGAAGCCAUCAGAUCGCAUCUUCCCAAAUCACCGAUCGUGAAAAGGGUCGAUGAUCGUGUCCUGGUGGGUCGGAGCAAAAAUGCGGACGUCUUCCUGAACGACAAGUGCAUGUCAAGGAACUAUAUAGAAAUAUGGGGUUCGAAUUGCGAUCUUGACACCUUCUUCAUCAAGAAUAUUAGUCAGAGCAAAUCGGUAAAGAUUGAUGGACAUUCGCUGCGUAAUGGCGAACUUGGAACACUGAAGGACAAAAGCGAAUUAGUCCUUGAUUACAUUACGUUCGCUGUCUACAUUAAACCAGGCGACGAGGAAAGUUCGACCUACGUUCUUAGUACUGAAUGCUGUGACGAUCUGGAAAAUGCUCAGGACAUCUACAUCAUAAGAGGCGACAUUCUUCAAAACCAGGAAUUAUUCAGUGGUUUCACAUUAAUUCCAGGUUAUCCUGGUUCGGCCCAAAACGGAUCUCCGUUUCAUCCCACUGAUCGGAACGGCAUAGCAACCGACUAUCAGAAUGGCCAGAUCCUUGGCCGUUUCUCCAUUCCAACUGUCUCCAAAGCUAUGGGUAUUCCAUCGUCUAAUAUCUCAGCUGGUAAUAUGACUCCUCCAACAGGUAUGUCGCCUGUGGAGUCAGCCCCGAUUUAUAUGUACAAUGACCAAAUAAACAAUUUCACUAUGGAUUCGCCAUGUCGAUUUCGUCAACCACAAGAACACUCGAUGGACGACAAAAUGAAACGUCUUCCUUGCGAAGGGGUUGACGAUUCAGUGGAGAAUAACAAAGAGAAAGAAUUCUGUGAACAGUCGGAAAAGCCGGAACAAUAUUAG
This is a messenger RNA of Acanthosepion pharaonis, 825 nucleotides long. The record is from the annotation of a GenBank genome assembly. NCBI's taxonomy places the organism in Eukaryota, Metazoa, Mollusca, Cephalopoda, Sepiida, Sepiidae.